Molecule: messenger RNA, 633 nt
Organism: Pseudovirgaria hyperparasitica
Lineage: Eukaryota; Fungi; Ascomycota; Dothideomycetes; Acrospermales; Acrospermaceae
Product: Sm-like ribonucleoprotein
Exons: 3
Coding region: 169-549 (126 amino acids)
Biological process (GO): RNA processing; spliceosomal snRNP assembly
Cellular component (GO): catalytic step 2 spliceosome; U5 snRNP; spliceosomal tri-snRNP complex
Molecular function (GO): RNA binding
Source: RefSeq, a predicted model, not a curated record
UUCUCGGUCUCCCCAGUGGCAUGCACAGCACGAUGUUGAACUUGCAGCUUCAAGCUUUCCACUUCUUCACGCGCGACCUUCCUACGCCGCGAGAUCACAUACGUCCGCUCGCGCAUCCCAUAUCAUUCCUAUUCUCGACCCGACUCGUCUCAAUCGUACAUUAUCAAUAUGAAGCUCGUCAGAUUUCUCAUGAAGUGUCAGAAUGAGACUGUCACUAUUGAGCUCAAGAAUGGCACCAUCGUCCACGGCACAAUCGCAUCUGUAUCACCACAAAUGAACACGAAUCUCAGAACAGUCAAGAUGACACCGAAACACCGUGAAACCAUCGCCCUAGAUACACUCUCUAUUCGUGGAUCGACGAUUCGAUACUACAUCCUCCCAGACAGCUUGCCGCUUGAUACUCUUCUGAUUGACGAUGCGCCGAAGCCAAAGAACAAGGCUAGGAAAGAGGUGGCUGAUCGUGGUGCGCCAGCGCGAGGUGGCCGUGGUCGGGGCGGACCUCGUGGGCGUGGACGGGGCGGUGGUCGUGGUCGUGGUCGUGGAUUCUGAUGAAGCAGGGCCUAAAGAUGAGUUUAAAGAUGACAUAACCUGGGCAGUCUACAUGUUGAUUCGCAUGACGGUGUGAGUUGAAAA